Molecule: messenger RNA, 10685 nt
Organism: Leptidea sinapis
Lineage: Eukaryota; Metazoa; Arthropoda; Insecta; Lepidoptera; Pieridae
Gene: Magi
Product: membrane-associated guanylate kinase, WW and PDZ domain-containing protein 2
Exons: 21
Coding region: 567-3620 (1017 amino acids)
Biological process (GO): signal transduction
Cellular component (GO): cytoplasm
Molecular function (GO): protein binding
Source: RefSeq, a predicted model, not a curated record
ACAAACAAACGAUAUUUCAUUUCGUAAAAAUACCUACUGUCUGUCCCUUCAAGUUUCAACUUGUUGCAUCUACUUUCAAAAAGUUGAGAAUUUACCUGUUUAUGUGAGAAAGUGAACUUGUUAUCUAAUUAACAUGUGUAUAGCUUUCGAUAUAAGUUAUCUGAUUACCGUUACGACUAUUAGUCGAGCGAGUAAGAAACGCGUUGCUUAGUGAUGUACGGUGCACCUGCAACCGCAGUGCAGUUAUUUGUAGUAAUAAUAAGUUGCUUGUAACGACAUAGUGCAUUGUAAUUAUGACAGGGUCGUACGUUGAAUUAAGUCAAUCCAGUUAGUGAAGCUACGUGGAUCAAUUUUAGAUAGAAGUUGCUUAAAAUACGGAUGAGUUUUUAAAAUGAGUCAUAACUGUACAGUGGAAUGUGGGCUAUUGUUUUGUUUUUAUGCAAUUUCUCUUAAAACGAUGAGUAAACUUUGAAGAAUGAUAAUAGAUUAGUGGAAGAUAAUUGUGAGAACAUGUUUUGUGUGAUUAUUUAAAUGUGAGAUCAGGGAAUGAGUGUGAAUUAAAUGAAAUGGCGCAAAGCUUAGUGGAUUCCGAUAGACUGUCAUCAGCUGGUAUAUCUACAAAUAGUUCUGGCACGGCAGGGACUGUUGGUGGUUCUGUAGUAGGUGUUAGAGGGGGGGAGCACGGUAUCAAGAGAGAAGAUGAGGAUGACUACUUGGGACCUUUGCCCCCAAUGUGGGAGAAAGCAUUCACACCAUCUGGAGAGAGGUAUUUCAUAGACUAUAAUACAGGAACAUCACACUGGCUUGAUCCACGCCUUGCCCGUGUCAGGAAGCACUCCCUUGGUGAGUGCGGAGAAGAUGAAUUGCCAUAUGGAUGGGAGCGAGUCACUGACGAGAGAUAUGGCUCCUACUAUGUAGAUCAUAUAAACAGACGAACACAAUAUGAGAACCCGGUGCUGCAAGCAAGGAGGCUGCGAGCGGAAAAAAUGGCGGCGGAAAACAAUAACGACCAAUGCAACGGGAACGCACCGACGGGCGAACUGCGUGGGGAACGAUUUACAGUGACUCUUACUAAAGGAACACAGGGGCUCGGUUUCACACUCAUCGGCGCGGAAGGAUCACCAGAAACGGAGGGUUACUUGCAAAUCCGUAGCAUAGUUCCUCACAGCCCAGCAUGGAUCGAUGGUGCUCUGCGUCCCGGCGACGUAGUGGUGGGGGUAGGAGUGCGCGGCGUGCGGGGUCUCACGCAUGCGCAGGUGGCGCAGAUAUUCCAGGGGAUAGCUGCCGGCACUGACGUCACUCUACACCUCGUCAGAGGUUAUCAGCUUCCAUUUGACUCUGAAGACCCAAACACUAGAGUUUUGAGCACGUUGGCGGUAGACGCAAGUGAUGCAGUCGCGAUGCAGCAGUUGACCAGAGCACUCCGGACCAGGUUUAACUUAGAUUCCCCCAACGAUAACGAGAGCCGAGAUGAGCCUGAUAGUGCCUCAGUCACUCCAGCACAGCGGCGCCUCAUGUCGCGCUCCUUCGACCUGGAUGAAAUAGUGCCCGCAGCAGAAGCCAACCAGCUACCUCCGCGGUGCCCCUCCGCUGAUCAUCUGCUCACUGUGGCUACGGACGACCGGACGUCUGGCGUUGGUGAAGGCGCCGGUAAGGAGUUGAGCGUUCGACUGAGACGCGGUGCCGCGGGCUUCGGGUUCACCAUAGCGGACAGCGUGCACGGACAGAAAGUUAAAAAGGUGUUGGACCGCAGCAGGUGUGCAGGGCUGCGUGAAGGUGAUCUCCUGCUUCAAAUUGGCGACACUGAUGUCAGACACGCGCCGCACCAACGAGUAGUACAGGUACUGAAGGAUUGUCCAGCUAUGUCAGCGACGACGCUGCGCGUGUACAGAAAGAACACAGUGACUCGCGCGCCGAGGAGUCGCUCUGCCACGAGACUACCGCCAAGUAACUCAAAUGUUAACAACUCGCAGUUGGGAAGAAGUAAAACGCCAACGGCAGAACAGUUGAGGCCCACGUUAAAUACAAUGGAGGACGAUAGCAGGGACACACAGAACGAUAUUGAUUCGGUUGAAGCAACAUAUGCAGUCCCAGAGCACAAGUCUCGUGAAACCCGCGAAAGUCUAAUGGAAAGACGACGACGGAGCAGUACGCCUGGUGGCAGACUGACCCUUCCCGUGGUGGCGCCUUGGAAUGAUCAAACGGAUCAUCAAUGGGAACAGGAAACAUGGAUAGACAACUCGAAUAUACGUAACUGGGCAGAGAACGCUCACAAUUGGGACCAGAAUGGGCAGAAGUGGGAGCAGAAUGGACAAAAAUGGGAUCAAAACGGUCAGAAGUGGGAUCAGAAUGGACAAAAAUGGGAACAGAGUCAGAAGUGGGAUGGAGAGGGUACUAGUAACGGAUGGGAUAAGAAUGGCGAGAGAUGGAAUAAUAAUUGGGGGGAGGUUCCCACACCGACGGUCCACGUUGAUAUGAACGCGGCUUACUGGAGGGGGAACGCCAGUGUUGCUGACAGUAGUGAUAAUGGAGGUUUUCCCGAGGAUGGUCUUCUCCACUCGCCCACAACUGCGGCCAUGGGUGGCCUCAGACAGUCCCCGUCCUCUAACAGAAUGAGGCCGCAUUCACCUACCAAUUCUACAGGUCGUUUAAGAAGUAACUCACCGUCGAACAACAGCGCGACCGACAGACUACUCAACGGUUCACCAUCGUCUCGAAUGCAGACGCACUCGCCGUCAAACAACUCCUCCAACAGCAGGAUAAAGGGAUCUCCACACAGACUGCGCGAGUCGUCACCUGCGCGUCACAUCCACUCGCCCGUGUCGCACCGCUCCGUCUACGAUGCGGACAGUAUCACUCAGCCGCUCUACAUCGCUAAUUAUCCACAGGUGGAGGCGGGGGGAUCGACGGACAGGGAAGCUGAUGUGUUGGUACGGCUGGCUCGCGGGAAUGCCGGGUUCGGGUUCCGUAUCGUGGGAGGGACGGAAGACGGAAGUAGGGUCGCCGUGGGAUAUGUCGUACCAGGUGGUCCGGCGGAUGGUCUACUUCGUCCCGGGGACCUGCUGACGUCAGUGGACGGCAUUCCCCUGAGCGGUGCCACGCACGCCCGAGCCGUGGCCUACGUCUGCCAAGCUGCCUCCAGAGGACAUGUCAGUCUAGGCGUACGACACAACCGUGCCGACAUACAGCCCAUGGGUCUGCCUGCUCAGCAUCAGCUCCAACAUAGACCCUUACACAGUGAACCGGCGGCUCCGCAUGCGGCCACCUCCUACAACAUUCUGCACCCCGCGCCCCUCUAUCCGCCUUCACACACGCCGUACGGUGCGGGGCUUGCUAGCAACUGGUGUUCGCCGUACGACGUGACUGUAUCUCGCGGCGACGCUGAGGGGUUCGGCUUCGUCGUCAUCUCCUCCACUAAUAAGGCGACCAGCACUAUCGGUCAGCUGAUCCCGAAUUCUCCAGCGGCUCGAUGCGGUCUACUACACGUGGGGGACACAAUCCUCGCCAUCAACCACUUGCCGGUCAGAAAUCUCCCGCAUCCCGAAGUCGUGGCGCUCAUCAAACGAUCCGGCACCACUGUCACUUUAACAGUACUACCACCGGAAACCAGGGUGGAUUGAAAUGGUACUAAAUAACUAAAACGGUCAAGAAUGAUAUUCUCAAAUCGUGCUAUUUCUUGUAUGAGAGUUUAAUUUUAGUAGUUCAUAUUGUCAUUUAAUUCAAAAGUGGAAGCGUUUACGAAAAAAUAUUUUGAUCCAACUACAAAAGACUUUAAAAUCACUUAAAAUGUAUUCUAUUUUAUAUUUAAUCACGAUUGUUGAAAUUUAGAUUGUUAGAUUGACAACGUACGUAAAAACUGAAUGAAUGAUUUACAUUGCUGCUUAUUAAUAAGAAUAUUUUAAACAACUGCAGUAAAUGUGGCAAUGAAUAGCAAGUUUUGUGGCAAGUUCCAUAUUUCGGCAUGUUUUUAUACGACGUGAUUUGUCUUUAUGUAUAGAACGUCAUUGUCACUCUAAAUUUUAUUUUAUUAUGAAAUGAAUAUUUACUAUUGGUGGCAAUAUAAAUAUUUUGCGUAACUUUCAACUGUGCGUAUAUUCCGGUUCAUGAGAUGCAGACCCCGAAUAUUUUUGUUGCAUCACUUUGAGUAGGUACAUAUAAAAUUGUUAUUGAAAUGUUUUGUUAAACAAUAAAGCUGUAGAUGUAUGCUUAAAAGAGUGGAAAUUAGUUUCUUGCAACUUCUUCUCAUCAACAAGCACGAAGUGGUGGUAGGUGUAAAAAGAAAAAAAACUUUUGACAUUCAUAAGUGUACUCCUUGACCUACAUGAAUAAAGUGAAUUUGAUUUGAUUAAAACAUAUGAACGGAGAGAAAAUAAGUACUUACACAUAAGUAAUUUCGAAUUUGAAAUGAAAUAGCUUUAAUAUUAUUACUUAAUUUAAUUGUAAGCUUUAGAAUUUAGUCCGUAAAUUCUCGAAUAUUUAAUUCUCCACCAUUUGAUAAUGAAUUUAAGCCGUAGCGGGAGGCUAGGAGGCUAAAUUACGUCACACGAAUUUCAUGACUUUUUAACCCCUCCCCUGUGUCCCCUUUGUCACAGCUGUCACAUAUUUGAGACCCUCCCCCGUAGUUGACCCAGCUGUCACAUAUUUAGCAAUUUUAAAUUUCGAAAUUUAUGAAAAUAAAAUAGCUAUGUUUCGAAAUUAUUUAUACUUUUAUUUAAAUUCAGUCUUCUUUGCAAUUGUUCGAUUUUAGAUUCGACUUCAAAAUUUGCCAUUAUAACAAUUUAAAACUUACGAGCUGACCCGACAGACAUUGUUCUGUACAUAAUAAAUACAAUACUGUUUUUUUAUUAAAUAUUUAAUAACAUCAAGAAUUAUUUCGUAACAUAUACUUCCUGUUGUUAUAACGAUAUUGUUUUACAGCAGAACUGUCAAACCGUGCGUCAAUAAAUUCUCUCAUAGAAAAUAUGUCAAAAUGUGGAAAUAAAAAUAAUCAUGGGUUCCAAAUCGAAAUGAAAACUAUCUUAUCUCUCAGGUUGAACUAAACUGCACUCCAUGAAGUAAUCCCCAUUAAAAUCCGUUCACUAGUUUAGGAGUUUACUGGGAAGAAACAUCAGGACACUAGAUUUAUAUAUAUUAAGAUAGUCAUGCCGACAGAGUUGCAACAAUUUUUAUUUUAUUCUUUAGAAGUUAUUUGAUUUAAAUUUAGUGUUGUAGUACUUAAUUGUAAGCUUAAUUUUAAAAAAUGUGACGUCAUCGCAGGGGCAGGGGUUCAGAAAUGUCACUAAGUGUGAUAAGCAAGGGGGAGGGGGGUUAAAAACACCUAAAAUUUGUGUGACAUAACUUAUGGAUGGCCGCUAAAGUGAUAUAAGGAAAUAAUUAUGUACGAAUUCGUCUGGCGCGGUACUUACACCGGUUUGAGUCUCAUGUGUGACCAAUAGCAUAAAUAUUACUAGCAUAUUUCUUAGUGAGUUACCCUUAUUCAUAAUAGUCUGCUAACUUAAAGCAUUGCUAAUUCUCACUCUGUCUUCUUCUAUUGACCUCAGUCAGAAUUAGAAAAAACACUCCUAAGCGGCUGUUUAAAGUUAGCGGACCAUUAUGAAUAAGGGGGUUAAUAUAAGCCUUAGAUCGCGUUCUCCGACAGUGGACUGACCCAAUGAGUGACUCGUCACCCAAGUUCUUCACGGUUGUAAGAGAAGUGCUAGACAGAAACCCGUGAUGCUCACCAUAAUCUUCAGAUAUGAGGGACGGACCUCAGAUGGAGAUGUCUUAGUAAAACCCAUAAUAAAUAUAAGUCGCUAUUAUGUUUAUAUUAUAGUUACGUUGUAAGUUAUUAAGAGAAACUCUUGCAUUUUAAAUAUUUAAUUUAUAUUCUUAUUACUAAUUAAUGUACGCGUAGUGUUAUUGUUAAAUGUCAACAAAAACGACCGGAAUUAACAUUUUUAAAUUGUUUUUUCUUUAUCAAAAUUGUGUAAUUUUUUCAAAUUCUAUGUAAUAUAUAUAUAUAUUUAUGCGUUAAAUUGUACUGUUAUGUGUGUGGUAAUGCAUACCUAAAAUGAAUUUAAUUUGGGAUUCUUUCUAGAUUUAAACUCGUGAGCAUUGUAUGUAAGAUUGACGGAACGAAAAUAUGACCCACCUGGCGUGCCAUUUUUUGCCCUUAACGAGAAAACAUACCUUUAUAUGUAUAUAUAUACUAUAAUAAAUAAUAUAUAAUUGAUUCGAACACUCAAAACUCAUAGUCACGCCAUUUAUUGGACCAGAUAUUUAAAAAAAAAACGAAAAAGCGUUCAAUAUCUUUGUGAUUUAUGUUUUAUGUUAUUUCUUUGAAAUUUGUUAUUCCGCCGCAUUACAUCUUCGCAACCAAACUGUGGAAUAAGCUUACUUUUUAUUACAUGGUGGGUUAAAAACGUUACAGAUUUAUGUACUAGCUGGUAAUGUGAUAGUUAUGUGAGACAUGUUAAAUUCAGCUGUGUGGGCUAUCAGGAAAUACCUUUCAGAUAGGAUUCUGUGUUUAAGGCGGUUAAAUUAUAAUACCGUUCAAUUUGGUAGGUCAGUAUCUAUCCUUUACCACGUGUAUAUUAUAGACUACUUGAUCUUAGGUUUAAUGUGACUUUAUAGAGAUAAAAAUUGCUGAUGUGUCAAGCAGUUUGGUGCCUCCUAAAACAGUCAGGAUUAUCUUAAACAGAGCUAAAAUUUUUCACCGCUAUUCGUAGUAUUCAAAGGCCCUUUGCAUGGCUUUAUCUUAAUUAAUUACCAAAUAAUAGAGUACUUUCAAUACAGUGUAUUUAUAAGACACAAACAUUUUGGGUAUUAGUGUAAUUGGAGACAUAAAUAUAAGAUAUUGCGUAUUAAAUCCCAAAUUGACGGGGCAUUAGGUGUUGAGAAGGUUCCUAGUGCACCACGCUACAACUAAGGUGGAUUUGUGGUGCGUUACUGUCUUAUAAAGUAUCAAGUGGGUCAUCUGCCCGUUCAACCAUUAUUAUUGUCAUAAAAAUGUACGUCGAAGUAAAAUAGACAGUAGUUAAACAAUUGCUCAAUAAGUAUCUGUUAGAUUAUGUGUCGUUAGAUCACCGAAAAGUGAUUAAUUACGCAAAUUAAAUUUAAAAACAAAAUUUAUGAACGAUGCGGGACUUGAAACCGCGACCACUCGCGUUCUGUGUGAGCGCUUUUCCACUGUGCCAACCGUUCGGGUGUUGUAUCGUUGAUAAAUCUUGAUAUGUCUUGUUCAACUCGAUUCGGGUUCGAGUCCCGCAUCGUUCCUAAAUUUUGUUUUCAAAUAUAAUUUGUACAAUGAUUCUUGUUCAAGAUUGUAAUUGGUACAGUCAACGUCAAGAAUGAAGCAUCAAAAAGAUAUGUAUUUAUUAUAUUUAAAGUGCAAAUUGUUAAUAUCAAACAAUUGUCGAUAACUUAAUGAAAUUUAUGAAUAUAGGGGCCUUAUUUAUAAAUAUAAACCGGUCAUCGACCUUAAUUAGCAGUACGCUGUGGUGGCCAUUUUUGUAUUUAUCCUAUCAGGAAAUUCUUGGAGUUCACAGAACAUAUUCUUCAUGAGCAAUUUGUGAAAGUAGCCAUAAUAGCGUCUUGUGAUUAUACAAUAUAAUCAUUGGUUUGUUUAAUCUCUUAGGCCCCAUUCGCAUGAGAGCUUUACAUAAGUAUGUGUUGAAAUAAAACAAUAUUUAUUAAUAUUAAGCGGUCUUAGGGUAGUGGAAAUCUACUUUUAAACUUUUUCUGUGUCAAUAAUAAGUUUACUUCACGUAAACUUAUUCGAAGCUGCAAAUAUUUUCGGCUUUACAAAUAAACUUGGUGUAAAUUUAUACCUCAGAAUAAACCAAGAGUUUGCAAAUAGUUAUUUUGCUUAUGAUUGGUUUAUUAUACCUUUGUCACUACAGAAUUACAUUACAGGGAGAAGUAAUUUUAAAUUCAGAGUAAUUUUACACUGCGUUCAUUAAUAAGAUAGUUUUAAGUUUAGUUGAUAUGUAUCUGAUAUACCUUGUGGAUUUUCCUGCUUUAGGCUUUAACUUCACACUUAUUUAACUCGUGCAAAAGAAGCUUUACUCCAUUAUGUAGAUUAAAAUGUUUUAUUAUGAUGAAGGUAGCGUGUAAAUAGUUAUGGACACAAUAUAUUUAAACUAAAUAAUGUAUUAAUAGUUGCGGACUGGAUAUAGUAAUUAUUAAUUAUAAUUAAUUAAUUAAUAUUAGACGUACGGGACCACCGAGCGAUGUUGUAUUAUACUGGUAGAGGUAAGUAAUAUUUAAUGUUAGUUUUAGGCGCUCUGUGUUUACAUAAUGAAUAUAGAAAGGUACAGUUAAGUUCAUAUGGAAUUCUAUGUGUUGGCGAUUGUUAUUGGUACAGUCAUCGGCUCGAAUAAAGCAACAAAAAGAUUUGUAUUAUAAUAAUAAUAAUAAUAUUGACACACUUUUUACACAAAUUAUCUUGCCCCAAAUUAAGCAUAUAUAGCCUGUGUUAUGGGUUGCAAGACAACCUUACUUAAACAUACAUAAAUACAUAUAAACAUACAUAAAUACAUUUAAAUAUCCAUGACUCGGAAACAAACAUCCAUAUUCAUCAUAUAAAUGCUUGCACCUACCGGGAUUCGAACCCGGGACCUCUAGCUUAGUAGGUAGGAUCGCUAACCACUCGGCUAUACAGGUAUAUUUAUAUAAAGUACAAAUUGUUAAUAUCUAAUAAUUGUCGAUAACUUUAUGAAAUUUAAACUGGAUAAAAAUGAAAAAACCGGUGAUCAACCUUAAUUAGCAGUAUGCUGUGGCUACCAUUUUUGUAUUUAUCCGAUCAGGAAUUUUUGGAAGUUCACACAACAAAUUCUUCAUGAGCAAUUUGUGAAAUUAGCCAUAAUAGCGUGCUAUAUAAUCAUUGUUUCUUUAUCUUCUAGGACCCAUUCGCAUGAUUGCUUCACAUAAGUAAAAAAAAAUCAUAUGGUAAAAAAAGUGUUGAAAUAAAACAAAACGGUACUCGAAUCUGUCAUGGCUUUUGUCAAGGUGUGUUCAAUAUUAAGCGGUCUUAGGGUGGUGGUAAACUACUUUAAAACUUUUUCUCUGUGUCAUUAAUCAACUUUAAUUAUUGAUUCGAGAAAUAUGUGUGGCUCUUUAUAUGCAAACAUAAUCUGGUUGUUUUACAGCUUAAUCAUAUGAAUACAAACAAUACUAUUUUAGUUAUUUAUGCAACUGUUGUGUAAUAAUGAGUAUUAAAACACGAAUGUGGGUCGAGUAUGAUAAUAGUAUCACGUGAGUGUUUAAAUACCUAAUUAUCAACAGUUGCAUACAAGACUUUAUCUACACCCAGAAUUUGAUCCUCUAAAAGAUUCUGAAACAGUUAGCUUAUUGCCAACAUUAAAACAGCCAGUCCUAGUAGUAACCUAAUAACAUCCAUUAAUGAUUAUAUACAAAUAAACUAAGUAUAAAUGAAAGAAUUAUUUAUUUUAGUACUAAUUUACGUUUGUAUAGUGUAAUUAUUAAAAUUCACUUGAAUAUUAUGCUCUUUUGCCGCAUUUAAAAUAUCUGGCGGUGUGCUGUCAAAACUUAAAUCGCUCAUUUUUUGUAAAAAAAAAAAAACAAUAAAAAUAUUGAAGAAAAUUGGCGGGGAUUCGAAUAACCUACUUUUUUUACGGCGCGCGACGUUCUGGUAGUGUGGAACGCGUGUAAACGAAAAUAUUCAUUUUUUUGAAAUUCAUACGGAUACCACGCAUCGAGCAAUAAGAAUGUGGCUGUCUGUUGAAACUCUUUGCACAUGAAGGAAUCGAAUAAAACAAAAGAGUGUUGUUAUGAAAUUCAGUACAACAUUACAACACUCGUUUGGAUGAUGUAAUGGUAUAAAGCAUGGAUGUAGAUAAAAAAUGUUACCUAAUUAUAAUCUAUUACUUGUUGUGUAUGUCGUACCAGUACCAUCCUAAAGUCGGUAAGUUUAUAUAAUGGUUAUGUUUAUUACAUAGCAUCAGACAGGGCAACGAAACACUGUCCAAAAUUAUAUACUGCCUGGAAGUUUUGUUUGCACAAUUCAGGCUUUGUUAUAACAUCUCAAGUAUUCGAAGUUAAACGAACGGGGGGUCGUAUUAUUAAAGAUUUUUUUGUAGUAAUAAGUUUAUAUUAAUAUACUCUCUCUCUCUCUCACACACACAUACUAUUUCUUGCAUUCAAUGUAUGUACAUACAGACAAUAUCCUAGUCGCUACAAGAUUUAUAGCUCCAUUACUAUGGUAACACAUCAUUAUUUAUAUUGAAGCUUAAAUUUUCUUUUGCUAGAUACAGACAUUCUGUUGAAGCUGCCAUUGUAAGUUUUAUUUAUUUAUUAAAAAAAGGCUUACCAACUAGAUAAACAAUACCAAAUUUAUAUUUACUUAUAAUAUAAAAUUUCUUAUCACUUAUAUAUCUAACUUAAAGUAACACAGCGUUGCAUGUGUACAAGUUAAAUGAUGAACUACAUAAUAAACGACGGCGGUAAUGACCUACCAUCAAGGGCCCUCAUUCGUUGAUGACAGACAAAUAGAAUUUUAUAAGCUGGCAUUAUGUAAACACAGAACAAGAAUCAUGCAAUAAUAACGUGCCUUCCCAGAAACCAGUCUUGCCUUGUCCGACGUAGUUAGAUGUUGUAAGUCCAAAGAUAUGUGAUUCUAUAUCAAUGUUCGUCAAUAAAUUUUGAUAAUGCAGCUUUAUUUGGUAAAUAUAUUGAAUAUUUUAAUA